AUGUCUUCAGAUCCUCAUCAAAUCUUGGUAAACAACUGGUCUGCUACAUCCUCAGUUUGUGACUGGAGAGGAGUCACUUGUGGCUCUCCCCACCGCAGAGUCACCGCCUUGAACAUCUCCAACUUGGGUCUUACAGGCAUCAUUCCUCCGCAGUUGGGGAAUCUGUCUUUUCUCAUGUCCCUCGACAUGAGCGGGAACAAUUUUUAUGGAGAACUUCCCCAUGAGUUGACUCGUUUGCGCAGGUUACAAGUUCUUGAUUUCUCCAUUAACAAGUUUAGUGGAGAUAUUCCCUCUUGGGUCGGUUCCUUGCAAGGACUCCGAAAUCUUUCCCUCGGGAACAAUACUUUUACGGGUUUUAUCCCACCUUCCAUCUCUAACAUGUCAAAGCUGGAGACCUUAAGACUCUCAUUCAAUCCCCUGCAAGGAACAAUUCCAAGGGAGAUCGGAUAUCUAAACAAAUUGAAGAGAAUAUUCAUGUACUAUAAUCAGCUUUCAGGUUCUUUGCCAUUGGAUAUAUUCAACAUUUCCUCACUGGAAAUGAUUGCAUUUCAAGGUAAUAGCCUUUCUGGCAGUCUUCCAGUCGGCAUAUGUUCCCGUCUCCAAGGUCUCACAUGGCUUGACCUUUCCCACAACAGUUUAAGUGGUAGGAUACCUUCAUCAUUAUUGGAAUGUUCAAAGCUUCAAGCACUAGCAUUGGCUGACAACAAUUUCGGCGGAGCGAUACCGGCAGGAUUUGGGAACUUGACGGCGCUCGAGCAUCUAUAUCUUGGUGACAACAAUUUAGAUGGUAGCAUUCCACAAGAGUUUGGUAACUUAAAAAAUAUAGAAUUUCUUAAUCUGGGCUUCAAUAGCCUGACGGGAUCCAUACCAGCCCAAAUAUUCAACAUGUCAACACUGCUAAAAUUGGGCCUCCAGGGCAACAAGCUAUCUGGAAGACUUCCAUCAUCCAUGGGUUAUGGGUUUUUCAACCUCGAAGAGCUUCCUUAUACUAUAUAA
This is a messenger RNA of Coffea eugenioides, 996 nucleotides long. RefSeq names its product LRR receptor-like serine/threonine-protein kinase GSO1. NCBI's taxonomy places the organism in Eukaryota, Viridiplantae, Streptophyta, Magnoliopsida, Gentianales, Rubiaceae. Bases 1 to 996 code for a protein of 331 amino acids. The record is from RefSeq and is a predicted model, not a curated record. Gene Ontology annotation, molecular function: protein binding. The transcript has 2 exons.